This is a messenger RNA of Scylla paramamosain (green mud crab), 8534 nucleotides long. RefSeq lists its product as uncharacterized. NCBI's taxonomy places the organism in Eukaryota, Metazoa, Arthropoda, Malacostraca, Decapoda, Portunidae. The coding region runs from base 6325 to 7773 and encodes 482 amino acids. The transcript has 3 exons. The record is from RefSeq and is a predicted model, not a curated record.
GACGCGUGGACGGCGCUGAUGGCGGCCAGAACCUCUUGGGCGUCUUGGUCACACACGGCCAGGCUGAGCACCUCCAGGCCCCCGGCACUCCUGCAGCAGCUGUGUGCCGGCACCACUUAGGUGACCCGAGAACAACUGAAGAAACAGUUGGGCAAAAUAGUAAUGUCAGAAGUAAGAGUAAGCUGUGAAGGAAGAACAUCUGUCAUAAAGUGUUACUGGAGGCACGAAAAUGUCAAAGAAGUGCAAAGACAAUUCAGAAGACACUUUGACAGGGAUCCACCAAGCCUCACAGUCGAGGCCUCCUAAGUCUGCAGGUAUGGGAGUGGAAUGCCUUGUCCCCCUGAGACACAGGAGGGCAGAUCUGAGGAGGGAGAAUGAGAGACGGCACCUCAUCCAUGCGACGACAUGGCUCCUUGGCUGGUGCUUCUUUUCUGCCAUUAGGUCGGCUAGUCUUGAGUAGAAGCACUGAGCCUUGGAGCCCAUCCCGCCAGAUGUGGUGAAGACCAGAGGUGUGAAGCUGCCCUGGUCAACGUGUUGGAUUCUCUCCCCAUACGCUCGGAUCUACUACUACUAUUACUACUACUACUACUACUACUACUACUACUACUACUACUACUACUACUACUACUGCUACUACUACUACUACUACUACUACUACUACUACUACUACCUUGCAACCCUGCGUGUCCACUUUACCAUCUUUCCUUGAUUCAUAUUUUUUAUCGUUUUUAUUAUUAUCAGUGUGUGUGAGUGAAUGCGUGUGUGUGUGUGUGUGUGUGUGUGUGUGUGUGUGUGUGUGUGUGUGUGUGUGUGUGUGUGUGUGUGUGCAGGAUUACAGAUAAAAAUACUAUUUAUGGACCCCGUAAUUUAUUCACGGAAAUAACAAACAAAAAAUUGUACAGUGCACUAUUCUCUCUCUCUCUCUCUCUCUCUCUCUCUCUCUCUCUCUCUCUCUCUCUCUCUCUCUCUCUCUCUCUCUCUCUCUCUUGUCAGUCACUCAGGUGUUUUCAAGGUCGCUGGGCCUCGCUCCCCUUCUGCCUGGCUUGUAUGAUGCCAUGUAGUAUUUUACAGGAGUACUUUUAAUCACGGCAGUAAUGUUGCCGUGCAAUGCUUGUCAGUAAAUUAUGUGUAUUUUAAUGCCACUUCUCUUGUUAUAACACACACACACACACACACACACACACACACACACACACACACACACACACACACACACACACACACACACACACACACAUGGAAAAGGAAAGAACGUGUGACCUUAGGCGCUCUAGAGCAGCCUCGGCCAGCAUGUUGGCCUUCCUGCCUUCCCCGCCCCCUAUUGAUAGUGACCUCGGUUUUUUCAGUUUUCAACUCUUAGUUUUUAGUUUUAGGCUCGCCCUGGUGAGAUUGUUGUACUUGUGAACACAUUUAGCGAGUGCGUGUCGACACAUAAAGGAUAAUGUGUGCUGCCGUGCAAACGUACGAACGCAACUACCUCCUGCGUCGUAUGCGAGGGUCCGGUCACCCGCCGCCCAACGUGAUAGUUAGUUACUUUUACUGACCAAAGAAAUUAUUCAUACAGUAAAGUGAAAGGUACAAAAUUUGCCAGUGGUCCAAAUAAAGAAUCAUACAUUUACAAACAUAAAUAACAACACUUUCACCUAAGUAUUGUUUAAGAAUUAGGCGAUGCAAAGUAACCAGCAUUAGCAAACACUUACUAGCAGUAAUGCUAUAACUAACAUAGAUACAUAACUCAGCAUAACGUCUAACACAAUUUGACCAAUAUUAAUGCAAUAAGUAGUUCUAAUUAAGUAUUGUUUUCUUUUUAGGUCCUAUAACUAAUCAACACUUCACACACGUACCUACAUAAGACAUCAGUCGAAUUCUUACAAACGCCAAAUGUGUAAAAUCAGGGACAUUAUGUCAUCUGAAUAAAUAUUAUGGACACCAAGACUAGAAUUCAAUAUUGUUUUAUAUGUGUGAUACUUUGUUGCGUCUUGUGGCUUAUUGGUAAUUAAAUUAAUUAUUCUGUCAAGAGGAUUUAUAUGAUUAUCAUACUGUAUGGCGCUCUGGAUAAACUUAUAACCAGGGGUGUUAGCUUCUCUGCAUCAACUAAAUACAAGAUGAAAUGGUUCACUUCUGUCGAGUAGAUAGAGUCAGCUUCCUCUCCAAGAAACGUUUCCGUCGGGCACAGACAGUAUGGUAAACUGGCUUAAUUCUCGAUUCAACAUGACAUAAGUUUGAGCUUGUGUUAUUUGUCACGUCCAGGAGACAUUUCAUAAGUUUAUUGUACUGACUGGUGAGUGACACACAGCCGUCUGUCAGCCACGUCUUGCAGCUGUAUCUCAGUUCAGCCAACACAGCCGCGUCAAAAACAAGUCGCUUAUAACACUGAGGCAUAUCAGGGUUCGAGGCACGAAUUAUAGAAAAUUUGUUGACGACUGACUGACACUUUGCCUCGUGUAGUGACACCACGUCCUUCAUACAACCGCUGUCGGUAAACCAGGCCCCUAAAAACUUGUAUCUGUCACAGUACUUAAUAACGUGUCCCUCGAUCUUUAAUGGAACUUUAUCACAACGAGUGAUAUUUCAAACAAAAAAAAUAAUUUAGUCCUCAUUAGGAACAAUUCCAUAAUCAUUGCAAUAAUCGAUGACAACUCUGAGUUUCCUGAUGCACAUAUCCCGAGAUGUUGUGUGCAGUGCGCCCAAGUAGCUGUUAGUUGCUAUUUGUUCCUUCAGCAUACGAAUCAUCUGGUUAAUGUAAAUCACAAACAUUAGACAGCUGGAAGGUGAGCCUUGCCUUACUCCCACUGACGACUCCACCGUGGCACUCUUAAGCACGUUACGUGUGCAGCGAUACAUAACAUAUAUUGCUUUUAACAUCCUUCUUCCACAUCCUAUUGAUCUUAAGCAUUCUAUCAGCCUGGACCUCGGUACUUUAUCGUAUGCUUUACGAUAGUCUAUAAAUAAUACAUAUAACUUCAAUUUCUUGUAUUUUACAUAAUCACACAAUAAUCUCAGUGUAAAUAUCUGCUCUAGGCAUCCUCUUCCCUCCAUUGCUCCUGCUUGACAAUUGUCCACAUCCAUCCACAUUUUCAAUCUAUUGAUAAUAAGUGUGUCAUAGAGUUUAGCUAGGGUGUCCAUUAUACUAACACCUCUGUAGUUAUCACAAAGCAUGCGAUCACCACACUUAAAUAAUACACUUAACUUACUAUAGCACCAGGCUAGUGGGAAACACAAACUAUCAAAAAUUACAUUGAACAUUGUAAGAAAAAACAUCAACCAGUUCAUAGGUAAGUUCAUUAAUAGGGCAGGACUUAUUCCAACAAAACUUUUGUUUUUAUUCAUCCCUCUCACAGCUGUUUCCACCUCUCUAAACGUGAAAGGAUCAUCCACAAUGGGAAUACUUGGUGCCUGCUCAAAGUUUACCUCUCCAACUUCCUCCUUCACUGGAUUCAAUAAUUCCUCAAAAUGAAUCUUAAACUGACUCUCAGUAGGCUGGGUACUGCCUUCUUUACUUCUAAUUUCACCUUUCCAGUUAAUUGCUUUCCAAAUUUUAUCACAGUCAUUUUCCUCCAUGACUCUUUUAGGUCUACACUUCCCUCACGCGUGACAUUCGACUUUUUACACUCCUUUGCUAUUCCUUUAACUUCCCUGCAGCUUUCCUUAACCACGUCCUUCACACUUUCCUCAUUCACCACGCCCAGGGUUGGCGGCUCACACAGCGCCAUCCUCGUCACGAACGCUUCUAUAUCCACUUUGUCAUGGUGCAGGCCUGUCGCGAUAUUAGUGGUGCAGCUAGGGACUGUGUGUCAGCGUCCGACCCAAGUUACUGGCGCGCUCAAGUAGCUGCGAUAGCGUUACUCAUUUAAAAACGUCAGUGUUAAUUGUUAGAGUGAGUGGCGCAUGAUCUGAGCACGACAUAACUUGGCGUGUACAUAAGUCUUUGAGGACAUUCAAACUGCUAUACUUAACUAAACACAGGUCGAUAAACACAGGUUGAUUUCCGAUGUCCAGCGAUCAUUACGCCUAAAAGAUAAAUUCCCUCCUCGCUGCUUUCCGUCAUAUUUCAAAUGGUUAGCAACUACCAUUUCUUUCUCUUCACACAUGUUGGGUAUUGCCCGGCCCAUGGAAUUACUUAAAAGAUCUUUCACACCAUUAUAUUCACAUCUCUUUCCGUUUAUAUUUGUACUUGGUAGGCAACCCAUACGUGCGUUCAAGUCAGCGACCAGUAUGGCACCGUCACAGUCGGUCACCUGCCCCUCCCACAGCAGCGCCGGGUCGUGGUAGGGCGAGUCGACCGGUGGGAUAUACAUGGCGCCAAGCCUCAUCCCAGGGCAGCAGGACAGCUCGACCCAUGUUUGUCCUUCUGCUGCAAUGUUGGCACAUGUGAUAUAUGGCACCAACGCACACUUCACCAACAUCAUAAUUCCUCCUCUCCGACUAUUUUGUUUUCUUUUAUUCAUAUAUAAAUCAAAACCUGCCACGCUACUAAUUAACGUUACUUAAUUUCAGUGAUCCAUAUCAUGUCAAAUUCUAAAGCAACAUUUAUCACUUCAGGGCUUUGGAGCUUAUUUUUCACACCACAGAUAUUACAAGCACAUAUUUUUAAUUGUCCAUUCCAAUUCUUUCCAUGCCAAAAUUUGGGAAAUACCUAUCAUUCACAACACCAUCACGCAGCAAUACUCGCCGCCGCCAGUCAUACGUAAUUUCCACUCCCUGGUUGUCUGGUUUCUGCUUCUCCUCAUUUUCUCGGGUCCUCAGUCUUGUCAUUUCUCUCCUCGCCGCCGGAUGAACGUCCUUCUUCACGCAAAUCCGUUCAAAGUCUCUUCCUGUAUCCUUCAGGUUCUUCGCCACUCGCAAGAUGUCGCUCCGGUGAUCUUGACUCUCCAGCGUCACGUGAAUAGGGCGACUCCUCCGUGCGUCAGGCUGUCCAAGUCGUAUUGUUGCCCAUACAUCGGUGCGUAUCGGUCCGGCGUAACCCGCGGCUUCCAGCACUAUCUUGAUCUUGUCUCCAUCUGUCGUUCCCAGGCCGUCGUCAUCCUCCGAGACCCCAGUUAUAACCAAGUGCCGCACCCUUUUUUUGGCGCCAAGGGAUUCUAGGAACCGGUUUUGCUGGUGGAUAAUCAUGUAGGCUUCAUCGAGUCUUGUAUUCAGUGAUUCUAUUUCUUCCUUCAUCUCCUUCACAGCUGCCAAAUCUUCUGGAAUAUUUCUUAUUUCUUCGAGUAAUUCAGAGCUCGGUGGCUGCUCUUCAUGAGGCUGAUGUGCAACAGUUGUUCUCAGUGCACAUUUUAGCUGCGCCGCUGUCAGUUUAUUGAUCUCCGUAGCAGACAAUGCCUUCACUGUGUUUAUAUUGUCAUAACUAGCCAUCUUGGACAAACAAACAUGUAUCCCAUUAAGUCUUUGCACCCCUUUUUCUUCAGUGGCUUGGCGUCGCAGUUACCAUUGCAACGGUUUUCACAGUUGUGCAGAGGGGAUGGUGCCGGUGUUGGCAAUAUAUUGCCUGAUCUAAGCCUGUAUGGCAGCAGAUUCUUGGCAAAACUUGAAGCUCUACCCAGGUCUGUUUGUUGAUGUUUGCAGCGCCAUCUACACAGUGCCUUAAGACUUUGAAACUAUUUCGGAACCGCGGAUGGAGAGGAGGUAAAAGUGUGGUGCGUCCCAUCAAGGCAGUGACCUCCAGUGCCAGAGAAGACCGCUGGGUGGAGAAGAGGGAAUACAAACACUCAGAAGUGCCGUGUGUGUGGUAUAGUCUUCCCUCCCUCCUCCUAUUUAAUGCGACGUCUCUGGCCAACAAGAUGGACGAGCUGAUUGUGACGGUGAGCUCUACUUGUGCGGACAUUGUGGCGGUUACUGAGGCGUGGGAGGUCGUUCCUGAGGUGUGCACAAUGCAGGACUACCAGCUCUGCCAUUACCUCAGGACAGGACGCAGGAAGGGGGGGGAAGGGCGGAGUGGCCGUUUUCUCCCAAUCUCCCCUCAGCCCCUCACACCUGCCUGUCAACAUUCCUGCCGGAGUAGAGGCCCUGUGGGUGAGAGUUACGCCCCCCUGCCAUCUCAGCAACACGGCCUCCAUCAUCGUGUGCGUCGUGUACCACCCCCCACGAGCCACCACAGCACAGUUACUCACCACUCACAUCAGUGACACUGCUGAGGCCCUAAGUGUGAGGUAUCCUGUUGCCAAGCUGGUCAUCUGUGGGGACUUUAACGGAUUGUAUAUCAGCGAUAUCCUACACCAGCUACACCUCACCCAGGUCGUGGACUUCCCUACCACCCAGCAAGCCACCCUCGACCUUAUACUGACAGACCUAGGCCAGCAGUACUCGCUCCCCAAGCCGCUGCCUCCCAUGGGACGGAGCACCCACCUCUCCAUACUGUGGACACCCACAGGACCCACCACCUCGACCCCCCGGCCAGCUAUCACCAGGACCCACCGCCCCAUGCCUGAGUCAGCCUUGAGGGAGUUUGGGCAGUGGGUGACACAACACCUGUGGACCGAGGUGCUGGAUGUGGAGGACGUCCACUCAAAAUGGCACAAUUACGUCGCCACCACCACAGAAGCCUUCCACCGCUACUUCCCAGCCAAGAGCGUCACAGUGCACACAUCUGAUGCCCCCUGGAUGACGCCCCGCAUUAAAAGACUCAUGCAUCAGAGGACGUGGUCGUUCCAUUCCUGCCCGGACCUAUACGGGAAGCUAAGAAACAGAGUGAUCAGGGAGAUUAAGGCUGCCAAGGCAAGCUAUUACCCGGACAAGAUACACCACUUCAAGCAGGCCAACAACAGACAGUGGUACGCUAGCAGCAAAGCUUUGUGUGGCCUACAAAAGCACACUUCAUCUCUUCGUUGCACCUCACACCUUCCUGCUAAUCUCGCGGCUCAGGAGAUGAACGACCACUUUGCCGCUAUCUGUCACACCUACCCUCCCCUCCACACCACUCCGCUUCCUGCCCAUCUUCCCGCCCCCUCCCCUUCCCCUACUGUACUGGCGAUAGAUGUUUUUAAGAGGAUACUUAAAGAUACCAAGAUACCAAGAUACCAAGGAUACUUAAAGAUACCAAGAUCCACCACACCCACUGACCUUCCCAUAUGGGAAGAGCCAGCAACACCGCUAUGCCCCAUAAUAAACGCCUCUCUUUCCCAACACUCUUGCCCCGCGGACUGGAAGACAUCUUACGUCUCUCCCAUCCGCAAAGCUUCCAGUCCACAGUCCCUCGGUGACCUCAGGCCAGUCUCUAUCACCCCCAUCCCUAGCUUUAUUUGUGAAGAUUUUGUGUAUGACUGGGCCUACACCAAAACUUGUUAUACCGUGGAUAUCAGACAGUUUGGAAAUAUUAAAGCCACCUCCACCUCCCAUUACCUGACCAGCUUCCUUGACUUCAUCCACAGCCACCUGGACAAGCGAAACACCUCUCUACCUGUUGCUUUUGUGGACUUCAAAAAAGCUUUUGAUCUUGUUGAUCAACUUUGUUGUCUUCAGCAAGGCAAUGAGUCUGGGUCUCCCUCCCAACCUGGCAGCGUGGCUAGCCAACACCCUCUCAGGGAGGCGUCAGGCCGUUCGCUAUCAGGGUCUGUCUCUAAUAUCCAACAGCUGACAUGUGGGGUCCCCCAGGGAACCAAGAUGAGUCCACUAUGCUUCCUCCUCCUCACUAACGACGCCCUCACUGACACCCCCAUGGCUGGAAGUGAGUGUACGACUGCACCGUGGGCGUCCCAGUCUCCACCAGGAACCCGGACUACUUGCCACUCCAAGUCAUUUUGGAGCGACUGCAGACAUGGACGGAGGAGAGCAGGAUGACCAUCAACCACAGCGAAACUGUGGUGAUGCAUUUCUGUACCUCCUCUGUACCAGUGCCCUCUCCCCAACUCACAGUGGGCUCUCACCCCCUCCAGGUGGUCCGAUGUGCCUCUGGAUGUGCUUCUCGGAGUCACGGUGGACGACCAGCUGACCUGGAAGCAGCAUGUCGCCAGCACCGUAAGAUCCGCUACCUACAAGCUGUACAUGAUGCGCAGACUCAGGUCACUGGGGACACUGACAGACGAGUUAAGGGGAGUGUGCCUCACCUUCAUCCUCCCCAAACUCAUGUACGCCUCCCCAGCGUGGUCCUCCUCCCUCACACACACUCAACAGCUCCAGCUGGAGAGAGUGCAGAAGAGGGCGUGCAGGGUCAUCUUUGUCCCUGCCUACACCACCUGUGAUGAAGCCCUGACCACCCUGAGUCUGUUCAGACGUCCAGACUAUCCACCAGGCACCGAGAGGCUCUGGAGAAGUUUGGAAGGGGACUUCUGCAUCAUCCACGCCUCAGACACCUGCUGCUGCCUGACGCACCUCGCCUGGUCCGUGCCACCAGACACCACAACAAGAUAACGCCCCUAAAGGCGCCGCGCACGGACCGGUACAGACUCAGCGCGAUUCCCACCAUGGUGCGAGCCAUCAAUCAACAGUAUUCCUCUUCUAUAUUAAGCUUAGCUUCAGGAUUAAUGUUAAGUAUUUUCCCAUCCCCUCUGAACAUUUUCAGUUUGUAAAUUGCCUUAUUAAUAAACUAUUUAUUAUUAUUA